Molecule: messenger RNA, 2260 nt
Organism: Octodon degus (degu)
Lineage: Eukaryota; Metazoa; Chordata; Mammalia; Rodentia; Octodontidae
Gene: Frs3
Product: fibroblast growth factor receptor substrate 3
Exons: 9
Coding region: 519-1988 (489 amino acids)
Biological process (GO): cell surface receptor protein tyrosine kinase signaling pathway
Cellular component (GO): cytoplasm
Source: RefSeq, a predicted model, not a curated record
GUCCGGACACCCCUGUUCCCGGCCGGGGGCAGAAGCGCGGGUUUCAGUCUCCGGCGCUCUGUUUUGCUCUCCGGCGCCGCGUCCCUGCCCCCUCCAGAGCGAGUCCAGCGGCCAGCAGCAUCGCCGGGUAGGCUCAAGAGGCCCUCAGAGUACGCAGGUUCCCUGGGCUAGCAGGUGGCACAGCCAAAAGGUGGAACCCUGCUCCUGAAUCCUAGACCCUAGCUCUGCGCCACCUCUCAUGCAGACCGUAAGGGUCUUCCAGUAUGCCCAGGCACUGCAUGGAGCUUCUAGCAUACUGAGAUGGCCAAACUGAGGAUCCAUGAGCACAAAUGGCAAAACCAAGGUCAAACAGUGAGCCCCAGGUGUGUCCCAGAGGGAUCCAGGUGACUUCUCUGCCGACUCUUUGUCAUGACACCCCACCGAGGACAGGGAGAAUAAAGCGGGCAUCCUCCCCCAUGCCCCUCCCAUGGUCAGGUCCCCAAUGGCCUGGGUGAGGGCAGGCUGGCUGCUCUGACACCAUGGGGAGCUGCUGCGGCUGCCUGAACAGAGACACUGUCCCAGACAACCACCCCACCAAGUUCAAGGUGACGAAUGUGGACGACGAGGGGGUGGAGCUGGGUGAGGGGGUGAUGGAGCUGACCCAAAGCGAGCUGGUGCUGCAUUUGCAGCGGCGCGAGGCCGUGCGCUGGCCCUACCUGUGCCUGCGGCGCUAUGGCUAUGACUCCAACCUCUUCUCCUUUGAGAGCGGCCGCCGCUGCCAGACCGGCCAGGGGAUCUUUGCAUUCAAGUGCUCCAGGGCAGAGGAAAUCUUCAGCCUCCUUCAGGAUCUGAUGCAGUGCAACAGCAUCAACGUGACGGAAGAGCCAGUCAUUGUCACCCACAGCAGCCACCCCGCCGAGCUCGACCUCCCUCGAACCCCUCAGCAGCCCAAUGCUGUAGGAUACACUGUCUCCAGCUUCUCCAAUGGCUUCCCCAGCUGCCCGGGAGAGGGCGCACGAUUCUCUGCUCCCCGGCGGCCAUCUUCGAGCAGCCUUCGACACGCCUCACUCGGGGAGGAGUCCACAAAUGCCCUCAUUGCCCCCGAUGAACAGUCACACACCUAUGUCAACACUCCAGCCGGCGAGGUUGACCACCGCAGGAGCCGGCACUGCCUGCAGCCACUGCCCGAGGGGCGGACGCCCUUCCCCUCACAGGCCCGGGAGCCCAGCCCGAGGGACCCGCAGGUCUUCCUGCAGCCAGGCCAGGUGAAGUUCGUGCUGGGACCCACGCCUGCCCGGCGGCAUGUGCUCAAGUGCCAGAGCCUCUGCCCCAGCCUGCAGGAUGCGCCCCACCACAACAACAACAACGAAGGGCCCUCGGAGUGCCCCGAGCAGCCCAAGUGCACCUAUGAGAAUGUGGGCGGCGGGCUGCGGCGAGGUCCUGGCUGGAGACUGAGCCCGGAAGAGCCAGGCUGGGGCGGCCUGGCCCACCGCCGCGCCGCACUGCUGCACUAUGAGAACCUGCCCCCGCUGCCCCCUGUGUGGGAGAGCCACAGCCAGCUGCAAGCUGGGGAGCCUGGGGACGAUGGGGACUCACGGGAUGGGCUCACACCCUCCUCUAAUGGCUUCCCAGAGGGGGAGGAGGAUGAGACCCCACUGCAGAAGCCCCCCAGCUCUCGGGCCACUGGCCGCAGCCACAGUGGCUUUCCCGUGCCCUUGACCCGCCGCCGCGGCUCCCCAAGGAUCUUCAGCUUCGACUUCCGCCGCCCAGGCCCUGAGCCCCCGCGGCAGCUCAAUUACAUCCAGGUGGAACUCAAGGGCUGGGGUGGGGAGCCGCCCAAGGGGGCCCAGACCCCUUCCACACCCAGGGCCACAGGGCCCAGCUCGGACUCGUAUGCUGUGAUUGACCUUAAGAAGACUGCGGCCAUGUCCAGCCUGCAGCGGGCACUGCCCCGAGACGAUGGCACCGCCAGGAAGACACGGCACAACAGCACCGACCUGCCUCUCUAGGUCCCUCCGUCACCACCUCCAGGGCUGAAGGCACCGAGGCAAACGGGAGCUUCCCCACGCUGCUGGUGUUCUGCCCGUGCCACCCGAGGCUCCUGGUCCCCAAGCUGGGGAGGGGAGGGUGGCCAGCUGAGGAGGAGGCCUCGAUGCCAACUGUGAAGGGUCCUUGUGAUUACGUUUCUCGCCGUCCCCUUACGUCCAUUUGUCUUGUCAGCUGUCUUGUCUGUCCAUCCAUUUGUGUGUGCUUUUUUGGUUGGAAUUUUGAAACAUUUUGU